AUGGCGGUCACGAAACUCACCGCUCUUGACCAGGUCAUGCCGCAUAUAUAUACUCGAUUAAUACUUUGCUUUCCACUUGAUUCCGACACAGAAGCGUCCCAGGCUAUAACAUUCCUCCAGCGAGGCCUAGCCCUUACUGUCUUGGAAGUACCUAACCUGAAAGCCACGGUCGUUGCAGGUACACGCAAUGGCGAAGUCGCUAUAAAGCAGCAGGACGGCUCUCCAGGUACACCUUUGCUGCACAUCAAGUCUUUCCUGACUACAGGCACAAAGACCAUGAAAUCUUAUGAUGACUUGCGUUCCCUCGGCAUGCCGACAUCUGAACUUGAUGGAGAUUCUCUAGCCCCAUUGGGCCCAUUUCGAGACCCGCCUGCACCAGUUUUUGCCGCACAGGCAAACUUGAUCCAAGGUGGGCUUUUGUUGUGUGUAUGUUUCCAUCACUCGGUCUUAGAUGGCCCAGGCAUAGACAUCAUCUUGAGGCGGUGGAGUGAGAACUGUCAUGCAGUCCAGGAACCAGGGUCAUGUUUCGAACUUCUACCUGAACGCAAUACUGGUACUGCGGUCAUCGCUCAAGGAGGAAGGCAAAGUAUGACGUUGAAGAGCUUGAAUGGCUAUGAUGUCGUUACUACUACACCACCUUUGCCCAUUGGGAAAUCUGAGUUCCCGGAGAUGAUAUCGGCAAUCUUCAAGAUUGAGAUAGAGACCCUGCAGAAAUUGAAGGCGGAAGUCAACACCUUCCUGUCACAACAGAGCGAUCCAGGUCAAUGGGUAUCCUCGAAUGAUGUUCUGUGUGCCAUCCUCUGGCGCGCUGUAACCAACGCUCGACUUUCCUGCUCACCAGAAUCUGACAUGGCAAACCUCUCCCGCCUGGGCAUGGCCGUCGAUGGCCGCUCGAAAUUGAAUCCUGCAGUGACGGAGCCAUAUCUAGGCAACAUCAACAUCUGUGCGGCCGCAACAGCCGAGCUUAGUUCUCUCACAUCCACUUCCAUCGAGUCGCUCGUCCAAAUUGCCCUCGCUAUCCGUCAAUCCGUGACUAGCGUUAACGACGAGUUCAUUCGGCAUCUCAUUCACGUGGUCGAUGGUAUCCCUGAUCUUACUUUCAUUGCACCUUGCUUUAAGGUCUCUGGAAUGAACUUCGCAAUCACCACAUGGAGGGACAUGGGUAUCUGCGACCUGGACUGGGGCAUGGGCAUUGGUGGUGGGAAGGUUGAGUUCACAAGGGUGCCGACCCCGCUAUUCGAUGGGAUAUGCAUUGUUCUCCCGAAGAGAUCUCGUGAUGCGGCCUAUGAAGUCACCUUGGGCUUGAGAACAGAGUGUAUGGCAAGUUUGAAAGAAGAUGAGGAGUUUAGGCAGAUUGUGUCUUUCAAUUCUGCGUGA
Bacidia gigantensis is the source of this 1377-nucleotide messenger RNA. RefSeq lists its product as uncharacterized. Lineage: Eukaryota; Fungi; Ascomycota; Lecanoromycetes; Lecanorales; Ramalinaceae. The coding region runs from base 1 to 1377 and encodes 458 amino acids. The record is from RefSeq and is a predicted model, not a curated record. The transcript has a single exon.